Molecule: messenger RNA, 6429 nt
Organism: Rattus norvegicus (Norway rat)
Lineage: Eukaryota; Metazoa; Chordata; Mammalia; Rodentia; Muridae
Gene: Akr1c19
Product: aldo-keto reductase family 1, member C19
Molecular function (GO): oxidoreductase activity
Source: RefSeq, a predicted model, not a curated record
GGACCUUUCUCCCCUCCCUAGCCCACCCAUCCUAAGGACUCUGCUUCUCUUUGCUACUUGUCUCUUCUUACUUCUUUCAUGUUUCCUACGUGUACUGAAUAACUUCUUCUUGUUGCUUUUUCUGAUAUGAGACUCCUUUAGCUUUAGUGCUUUUCUCUCUCUGCUUCCUCUUCUGUCACUACUUAUAAUCCUUUUUUAAUUGCCUCUGCCACCCAGUCUGUGGGUUUCUUUCUCUCUUUCUACUCCUUCUGCUAUGGCUGCUGCUUCUGCUUCUGCUGCUGCUGCUUCUUCUUCUUUUUCUUCUUCUUCUUCUUCUUUUUCUUCUUCUUCUUCUUCUUCUUCUUCUUCUUCUUCUUCUUCUUCUUCCUCUUCCUCUUCUUCUUCUUCCUCUUCCUCUUCUCUUCCUCCUCCUCCUUCUUCCUCUUCCUCUUCUUCCUCCUCCUCUUCUUUUUAUUUUUUUCUGUCAUUUUUUUUGAAACAACAACCUAAGGACAGCUGCCUUUGGUUUGUUCUUAAUGUGAUACUUACUGAUAAUUUGGAAUAAACAAGGACAUCAACUUGUUCCUUUUCCUACAGCCUUUGCCCAAAUGAAACCCUUUUACUUCCUCUCUCAUGUCAAAAGUCUCCAGAGCUGGUUUUUCUGAUGCUGCAAUCUGCUACCUGGGAAAGAUACAAGUCUUUAAGUAUAAGGAUGAGGUCUGGAGGAUCUUUGUUCUCAGAGCUGCAGAAUGCAAUGUCUUUUUAACCAAGCAACCUCCCUUUCUUAUGAAACCCUGGCAUAGCCUUAGGAAACUUGAAGGUUGUUGACCCUUAACUGCCUUCAUCCCUUACAGGGGGAUUCUUACUCCUACUGCUCAGAUACUUGUGGUUUUCUUUGAAAUUACUUUAUUAUUCUUAAUUAUUAUUAUGUUCAUUACUUUUGUGUCUGAACGUGCAUGGUGGUUAUGCCUCAUGUAUGCCAUGGCAUGCAUGGAGAGGUCAAAGAAUGGUUUUGGAGGUUGGUUUUGUGUUUCCAUCUUUAUGUGAGCUCUGGGGGAUCAAUCUCAGGUUUCCAGUUUUCCACAGAAGUUGUCUUUACCAACCAAGCUACCUCAGGAGUUCAAAUAAUGGGAAUUGAGCCCAGAGCCCUGUACACACUAGCCACAGACUAUGCCACUGAGCCAUGCUCCCAGCUCAUGUGUAUUCUAUAAAAAGUCUAUUAAAUCCUCACCCCUAAACAAAGUAGGGACCCCAUUGUUUGAUGACAGGGUACCAGCUAAGUUGUGAGGAAACUGGCAAGCUAAAACACUAGGUCUAAUCACUUGUAAAGGGAGACCAUUAUUUUGAAGGAGAAACUCGGAUCAUCGAGCUUAUGUUUGAAUGGGCUGGUCGAUGAUAGGAAGGAUAGGCCAAGCAUGAUGGGAGAGAGUUGAGGAUCAAGAGAGUGGUCACUGUUCAGUCUCAAGAGGAAGUUCCCUGGUGACACCUAAAGAGAUCCAGAACUGCCCCCUGGAGGCUAGAGCAGGCAUAGCAAAUAUGUGACCCCAACCACAGUUGGAGGAUUGCUGAGUGGACAGGGUCACUUCACUUGAGGUGGUGCCUCUACCUUUCUGAUUCAUUUUUCCUCUAUUUGUAAGACGGGGAAUCAGGCCUAUCCUAUCCCAUUGGAUACCCCCUAGGCUCCACCCUGAAGAACUGGGGCAAGGCAACCUGUUUCCUUUUGCAAUAAAGCCUGACUCUACUAUGAACUGGGGGUAAAAGACUUGUCUUUAAAUGGAAGCCAAAAUAAAUACCAUACUACAAUUAUUGACAUGUUUUUCAGGCAUUGAAAAAAAUAGCAACUUAUAAAAAUAAAGGCUUAUGUUUAAGUCUCUUAUGUUAAAUACAUUACCAUCAUCCUGCUUGAUCUUCUUUGCAAGGGAAAAAGAAAGAAAAAGGUUUUCUUUGUUCUAAUUUGUAUCCUUAAAGGAAAUUCCAACUUCUGCAAAAGCUGCAGAUUGGAUCACAAUAUGAAGUUUUUAUUCAUGUGAGCUAGUCUCUUCUUUUUUUAGCACUUACAAAUGAUAUUAAUUAAAAAGUUCUGUGGGGAAUGAAAUUCAGUACAAUCUGGUCUUAUUGCAACAUGGAGGUCAUUAAACUAUUUGAAAUUUGAAAGGGUGGUAGCCCUUCAAUAUUAAGUGUACCCUCUGAAAGUCUUAUUUAUGAAUGAGAGCAGUGAUCACUCUGAGCUGAGAAAGAACUGGUUUCUGUUGCUCAUUGAUACCCAUUUUAAUGUCUGGGAAAUGCUUUGCAUGUUGGUGGUAGCACAAGGGUCCUGGGUACAGCCUGCUAUCACUCAUCAGCAAGUCUGUCCAGCAGGCACCAGUAGUUUCUCUGUCCUUGCUUGACCCUCCAUGCAAAAGUAACCAUUUGCAAUCAUCUCUCAAAGUCCUUCACUGGGACAGACAUUUCGUGUCCCAAUCUGCAAUUAAAAGAUUAGCAGACAAGUAGGUUUUGUUCUCUCUCUCUCUCUCUCUCUCUCUCUCUCUCUCUCUCUCUCUCUCUCUCUCUCAAUCUCUCUGUGUGUGUUAAUGUGUUCUCUUGUGUGAUAAUUCAUUGUUCAAGGUCUUUGGGAGCUCUUAUAAUGGCCACACCCAUCUGGAAUAUAAGAUUCAGUAACACUCAGAAUCGUAUGAAACCAAUAAUCAAUAUGAAAAACAGAACCAGGUGAUUCCUAGAGUCACAUGGGAAGUAGGUAACUUGACAGCUUCAUCUCCUCCACCCACUCUAACCUCUGGCCUCACCAGAUAAAUCCUUUCUUGAUUCCCAUAAAAUAUUUUCAGAUGUUCUUCUAACAUUAUUUACACAGGGAUGGCCCUGGAUAGCCUCUCAUUUCUUAUGUUGUUGUCCAUAUUCAGUCCCUGCCCCUCUUUUGAUGGGCAAUCAAAUUGGUUUGUUCCAGAAUUCAACAGAUUACUUUUUAAAUAGUUAUUCAAAAGGUAUUAUUGAACUGGCUGCUAUUCCAGAGGACCUGGGUUCAAUUCUCAGCACCCACAUGGGAGCUCACAACUGUCGGUAACUCCAGUUCCAGAGGAUAUGGCAUUCUCACAGAAACACGCAUGCAUGCAAAAAAGCAUCAAUGCACCUUCAAAGAUUCAAGGCAAAUCUUUGUGCUGGAGAGACGGCUCAGGAUUUAAUACCGUCUGCUCUUCCAGAGUCCCUAGUUCAACUCCCAGCAACCGCAUGGUGGCUUAAAACCAUGUAUGCUGGAUCCGAUACCCUCUUCUGGCAUUCAACUGUACGCCUCUCCUGGACCACAUCAGACACAUCAUAGCCUACACUGGAUUAAAUGAAACAAGUCUUUUUUAAGUUAAAAAAUAAAUUACGUGUUACGUAUACUAACCGGCUCGCACGAUCUUUCUCAUGUUUGAUUUUUGUCUUGUGUCUUUGAUCCUUGUUUUAUUUAGUAUUCUGCUACAACUGGUGUCUUCAACACCUCCCAUCCCCAAAAUGUGACUGCUGGUAACUGAGUGAUGCUAACCAUGACCAUCACAAUCACCUUCUUUGGAGAAGUCUAUGCUUCCUCAUCUGGAUGUUCUUUGUGACUGUGCCCUCACCCUGCAAGGAAUAGGAAGUGAACCACUGACCCUAUUCCCUAAAAUUUUCAAGAGCCUAAUGUUGAAAGUAGGCUAGCUGACCAAUAGUGUCUUCAAAUCAGGAUAUAAGGAGUCUUAGGUAACCCCUGAGGCUUAGGUACCAGAGUUAUGUUGUAAAUAUGUUAGUUUGGACUGGGCUCCACAGAUUGUGUGUGUGUGUGUGUGUGUGUGUGUGUGUGUGUGUGUGUGAAUGUGUGUGUGAAUGUAUCUAUAUGUGUAUGUGUUUGAAUAUGUGUGUGUAUGUGUUUGAAUAUGUGUGUGUGAGUGUAUGUAUGUGUGUGUAUGUGUUUGAAUAUGUGUGUGUGAAUGUGUAUAUGUGUGUGUGUGUGUGUGUGUGUGUGUGUUGGUUACUUGUGAUUUUCUCUCUAUAAUGGCCUAAAUCUGCUUCAUAGAGAAGUUUUCUUGAUCAGGAAUACAGAUUAAAUUUAACUCUGAGAAUAAGAACAAGUAUUUAGAAUGUAGUUAUGGGUUAUAAUGGUUUAAUCAAGUGGUGGUUAUAGGUUCGGCUCAAAGGUCUAUGAUUUCACUGUUCCUAGGUAGUUGGCUAGGCUUUGAACACCAGGACUGUUUCCCCCAUUGUUGAGUGUGCCUUAAGUCCAAUUAGACAGCUGGUGGUUAUCACCAAAGUAUGAGUGCUCCUACUGUGCACUCAGGGUUAUUGAACCACGGUAGUGGUCACUUUAAUUGAAAUAACUCUGAGCCCUCAGUAGGUUCUGUAGAUGCUGGUGGUGGAUGAAAUAGGUUUUAACAUUUGUUCACUCUCACCGGGUCAGUGCUAGGCUUCCCAAACAGGACAGAAAGAACAAGGAUGGUUGGCUUUACCUGGAUAAGGUCAAACUGCCUUCAGGAAUGUCGUCGUAUGAGAGUGUAUGCCUAGUGGUGUUACACUUUUUCUUAGUGAGCUUUUCAACUUUAUGGUUAUCUAAAUUCUAUCCCUUAUUUAUUACACUGAGUUUUGGGUAAAAUAGACUUUCAAAGGAUAAAGACCCCUUUUCUAAAAGUGGCCACACAUAGGAAAGAGACAACAGAGAGAGAAAGCUGUGCCCGUCAGAAUCAAGACCACUGUUGUCCAGCUUGGUGUGCUUUUAUUCUGAAGUCUGUCCUUGCUUUCUUGUUUGCUAAACUUCAAUGCUAGACUGCUGGCUCAAUCGUUGUGCAUAAGAACUUAGAGUGCUGUUGAGCUUGAAACAAGGGGAGACUUGAGACACUCCCAUCCCUGCAAGAUUUCCAUCUUGAAAACAAUUAGCGAUUGUCCCUUAACCUGACAGUAAUUCAUACAUCAAAAAGAAAAGUUUAAUUAAAACAAAUCAUGGAUAUUAAUGAUUCACCACAAAAUUCUCUUUUAUCUUGGUACCAUGAUCUGUACGGUACCAAGUCACAGGUGAAGUAGUUCUAAAUUUCCUAUCUUCCCUUUUAUAUUGGUUAACCAUUAACCUGUCACUAGUUAACCAUUAGACAGCCAUAAGUAUUGUUUAAUCAUUAAUCAUAGAAUAACAAAGAUUAUUGUCAUUAGAGGAGGUGUGCCUCUGGUUAUCCAUUAGCCAAGAAGUUGAUUGUUUCACAAAUGUUCAGGAGCUGCAGAACCUGCUUAGAAAGAAGAGUGGUAAGCAAUGAGUUCCAAACAGCAACUUGUAAAACUGAACGAUGGCCACUUCAUUCCUGCAUUGGGCUUUGGCACCUAUAAACCGGAAGAGGUUCCUGAAAAUAAACCACUGGAGGCUAUCCAUUUAGCUGUAGAGGCUGGGUUCCGCCAUAUUGAUACUGCCUAUGUGUACCAAACUGAAAACCAUGUAGGGCAGGCUAUUAAAAGCAAGAUUGCAGCUGGCAUUGUGAAAAGAGAAGACAUAUUCAUCACUACAAAGCUUUGGUGCACUUUCCAUAGACCAGAGAUGGUUCUAUCUAGCUUGGAAAAAUCAUUGAAAAACCUCCAGCUGGAUUAUGUUGACCUCUAUAUUAUACAUUAUCCAAUGCAAAUGAAGUCGGGGGAAGAUAUGUUUCCAGAAGAUGAGAAUGGGAAAACAUUAUUUGACACAGUGGAUCUCUGUGCCACAUGGGAGGCCAUGGAAAAGUGUAAGGAUGCGGGAUUGGCCAAGUCCAUUGGGGUGUCCAACUUUAACCGCAGGCAGCUGGAGAAAAUUCUGAAUAAGCCAGGCCUCAAAUACAAGCCUGUGUGCAACCAGGUGGAAUGCCAUCUCUACCUGAACCAGAGCAAGCUGUUGAACUACUGUAAGUCAAGGGACAUUGUUCUAGUUGCCUACUGUGCUCUUGGAUCUCAACGACCUAAACGAUGGGUAGACCCAAGCUCCCCAGUUCUCUUGAAUGAUCCAGUUCUUUGUGAUGUGGCAAAAAAGCACCAGCGAAGCUCUGCUCAGAUUGCCCUUCGCUACCAACUUCAACGUGGAAAUGUCGUUCUUGCCCAGAGUUACAAAGAGAAUGAGAUAAAAGAGAACAUACAGGUGUUUGAAUUUGAGCUGCCUUCAGAAGAUAUGAAAAUCCUAGAUAGCCUGGACAGAAAUUUAAGAUAUGCACCUGCUCCAUUUGGCCAGGGACACCCGGAAUAUCCCUUUUCUGAUGAAUUUUAAUGUGGAGACCUGUGACCUGAUUUCUCCACACAGUCUCAAUGUCCCCAGUGCGAAUGCUGAUAGGCAUUACAUCCCAGAUGCUGCUGAGUUGACAUAUUCUGUCACUUCUACUCAGACUGAGCUGCCUGACCAGACUCUUUCAUCCAGAACUGGGUCCACCAGUCCAGAAUAUAAAUCAUUACAUUUUCAACAUUCUUUGAAAGAACGCUUGUUAUAAAGUUCUUUGGUCAGGA